This is a messenger RNA of Symbiodinium sp. CCMP2592, 723 nucleotides long. The record is from the annotation of a GenBank genome assembly. Lineage: Eukaryota; Dinophyceae; Suessiales; Symbiodiniaceae.
AUGGAAGAGGACGAGGAUGUCCUGCCGACAUCAGCCAGUGCGGCGCUUAGCGCAUCCCUGAGGGCCUUGAAGAAGGCCGGGAGUCACCGCAAUGCCUCGCAGCCUUUGGCCAGCGCGGCCAAGCUGUCGAGUUCAGAGGUUUUCAGUGAGCGCAUGCAACUAGGCAUCGCAGCAGUGGGGGGCUUCCUCUUCGUGCUGGUUUGUGCCUGUCUCAUCAAAGCUAUCUCCUGGCUUUACGGGCGAAGGGAGUUAGAAGCCGUGGAUGGCCGAACGGCCGAUAGCAACGUAGUGGAUGAGCAGGAGCGGGCUACCAUCCUGGCUGAGGUCUACGGCAAGCCAGACGAUAGCAUGGAGGAGUUGGGCGACAUCGGCGAUGAAGCCGCACUCGAGAGGGCCUGGAAGGCCAUCGAACGCGCCGCCUCCUCGGACGAGGAGUUUGAUGAGGUGGAGUUGCAGCCCACGACGUCUGAGGACGCGCACCUCUCCCAAGAGACGUUACAUGCCAUCCGAGGAGUUGUCAACGAGGAUCCUGCUUUCAGCCCGCAGAAAGAUGUCUUCGACAUUGGCGACGCCGGAGACGGGCCAGAAGAUGAGGACCAGGGCUUCCUCCUCGACAUAGGCCCUGCGAACGGGCACCGAGCAUUUCCUCCAAGGGACAGAGAGGAACCUGCUUCCUCCUCUUCGGGGCCUGCCUUUAGAGGAGAUAACAUCCUCGAGUUGUGA